AAUUAGAGAAGGAAGAACAUAAAUCGUGCGUCAUGGCUCUCAAGGAUGCGGUCCAAAAGUGGAUUAGAAAUAAAGGAAAAGAAUAUAAAAAGAUCAAGUUUUUCAAGUCCACAAUUUGGGUCCUGCAACACUUUGAACUAGCUGGACAAUCAAUUUAUGAAUUUCUUGGGGUACGACAAAAGAAGCAGAAGCACACAUGGUCUUGUCAAAUAACGGAUGAAAUUCUUCAUGCCCAUUCGGUUAUGUCACCAGGGACACCCUCAUUUCUGAAGAUGUCAACUAACAAAGAUGGUGAAAGAAUUGAGACGCCUCUUAUGAUCGCUGCGAAGAACGGUGUGGUUGAUAUAGUGAAAAAAGCUCUGAAAAAAAUCCCAUCAUCCAUUAAUAUUGACGACGUGAAUGAUGAGGGGAAAAAUAUAGUCUUAUUAGCAGCAGAGAAGAAGCAAACGAAGGUAUACGAGUUUUUAUGCAAACCGGAAAUCCUUGCCCUCACCGGAAGUCUGUUUCAGCAAGUGGAUAAUGAUGGAAACAGUGCAUUGCACUUGGCAGCAAGGUAUGGAGGCGGCCGUAAUUUGAACCAUCAUGGGGAAGCAUUUCUCAUGCAAUGGGAGUUUAAGUGGUUUGAGUAUGUGAGACGUUCAAUGCGGCGUGGUGUGUUUUCGAGAUACAACAAGAAGUUGGAAAGCCCAGAUGACAUCUUCAAAGAGACUCACAAGGACCUAAUAACCCAAAGGGAUGAAGAGUGGUUGAGUAAAACCUCAGGAGCAUGUUCGGUGGUGUCGACGCUGAUUGCGACGGUGGCGUUUGCCACAGCCGCCAGUGUGCCUGGCGGUUUUGAUCAAAACCACGGCUUCCCACUCCUCAUACACAAGCAAAUAUACCAAUUCUUUGUGGCCAUGUCACUGGCGGCCCUUUGCUUCUCUCUCAUAGCCACCAUCCUCUUACUCUCCCUCGCUACUGCUCGUUUUAAUGUUGUUCAGUUCUACAUAGACCUGCCUUUCAGGCUCUUCCUUGGUAUGUCCACCAUGUUCAUUUCCAUUCUUUGUAUGUGGAUAUCUUUCUGCGCCAGUCAUUCCUUCUUGCUUGUUGACAAGGCACGAAAAGUUUAUAUUCCUAUUUAUAUUAUCAUAUCAAUCCCAGCCACCAUUUAUGCUAUCACAAAUUUUCCAGUAUUCUGGAAUCUUCUGACUACUAGCUUUUCCAAGCUUCCGGCCCCUAGCCACAACUCCUUCCCUGCAAGAACCAAGCCCCCUGAGAAAGACCAAAAAUCUGCAUGUGCAGAUGUUUCGAGCAAAACUGUGAAAAUUUGUGAAGAUUAUGAAAAAUGACCAAACAUUAAAUACUUCUAUGUAUUUUGAAAGCUUGUUUGUGGUUUGUGACAUUUAAUAUUUAUUGUUCGUCCUUUGCUUGCAAUAAAUAAAGUACUGUUUGAAAAUCAUGCUGUAAUUUAAUUUGGUUUUGUUUUUGCUGGAGAAUUAAUUUGAGGGCCUUAGAUGUUACGUUUAUGAACCCAGGAUGGGUGUGGUUUGGGAGACGGUGUUAUGUUCAAUUAUUUAUAUGUUAAUUCAUGUACUAUUGAGCUCUUUCAGUGUUUUUAUUGAUUGGAGUUACAUUACUGAUGCAUAAAUAUUUAUUAAGAAUGAUUGUAUGAAUUAAUGAGAAAAAGGAAAAAAUGCCAUUAUCUUCUUGAUUAAUUAGACAUAUGGUAUAACAGGGUACUUAAAUGGCAUUACAAGUGUAACCAAUAUAUAUAUAUAUAUUUGGCAUAGCAAGGCGUUUUAGUCAUUUUAGGCAAAUUCUAAAAAGGACUAUGAGGGACCAGUGAAGUUUGAAAGCACGAAGAAGGACCACAGAAAAGUGGGGGCAAAAAAAAAAAAAGAACUGCUGAAACGCAGCGUUCAGAUUAGGGCA
This is a messenger RNA of Neltuma alba, 1911 nucleotides long. RefSeq names its product ankyrin repeat-containing protein ITN1-like. The record is from RefSeq and is a predicted model, not a curated record. The transcript has 5 exons. Lineage: Eukaryota; Viridiplantae; Streptophyta; Magnoliopsida; Fabales; Fabaceae. Gene Ontology annotation, molecular function: protein binding. The coding region runs from base 33 to 1328 and encodes 431 amino acids. Gene Ontology annotation, cellular component: membrane.